AUGUAUGGUAAUUCGAUCUUGCUAACUUUUAUUUUGCUUAUUGUAUUGAUUAAUGGACAAUAUGAUAAUAAAAAAGAUUUCCUACAAGACAUAGAUGAACCAAUUCGAACUUCAAAAUCAUCAUUUAAUGCACAAUUUAGUCGUGGACGAUGUCCUGAUCGUUUUUAUCAAAUAGGUGAUGAAUGUUUAUAUUUUGGUACUGAUGGUAGAAAAUAUUCAUGGCAUCAAACACAACGUAUAUGUACAAUACGAAUAGCUCGUUUAUUACAACAAACAACAUUUACUAUUGGUCAAGUUAAUAUAAAACCAAAUAAAGGUGUACGACAAUUAAUAUUAAAUACACCAGAAAAAACAAAAAUUUUAGAAGGUCUUUAUCGGGAAUAUGAUGAAUUAAAUUUUGCUAUACGUCUUCCAUCAGAUUAUAAUACAUUAAAUCGUUGUCAUGAUGAUAAAGAAGAUGAUUGGCCACAAUAUUGUGUUAAUCCACAUAAUUCUAAUGCAACAUGUUUUGAAACUAGUGGACUUGAUUCAAAUAAUAUUUGUUUACGUCAAAUAGAUUGUGAUAAAAAAUAUUUAAGAUUUGCAUGUGAAUUUACAUUACCAGGAAGUUCUGAAUUGACUACUUCAAAAUUUCGUAAUUGUCCAAAAAGUCAUGGUCUUCGUCAUCGUUUAUCAAUAUGGGCUUGGCUUUUAGUUGCUUUUGGUGGCAUGUUAUUACUUCUUCUUAUUCUUGGUGGUGUUUUAACAUUUAUUCGUAAUUUAAAAAAAGACUCACCUCAAGUAAGAAAAUCAAUAGCAGAAUCUAUUCGUGCUGAUGAAAAAGCUAUGAAUGUCACAACAAAUCGUUUAAGUUCUGUUUCUGAACCGAUGCUUGUUCGAUCUGCUCGAACUAGUAGUACAUCUAAUACUAACUAUCUAGAGACACAACCAUUACAACGUGUAAUUUCCCCGACAAUCAAAACAACAACAGUAGGGCAAGAUGGUACUUCUCCAUAUGUUUAA
This is a messenger RNA of Rotaria sordida, 1002 nucleotides long. NCBI's taxonomy places the organism in Eukaryota, Metazoa, Rotifera, Eurotatoria, Philodinida, Philodinidae. The record is from the annotation of a GenBank genome assembly.